Messenger RNA from Lucilia sericata (common green bottle fly), 8941 nucleotides. It is a transcript of the gene e(y)3, whose product is annotated as supporter of activation of yellow protein. The record is from RefSeq and is a predicted model, not a curated record. The transcript has 11 exons. Bases 1093 to 8091 code for a protein of 2332 amino acids. NCBI's taxonomy places the organism in Eukaryota, Metazoa, Arthropoda, Insecta, Diptera, Calliphoridae.
UUCUCUGCUGCUUUUUUAUUCGUGUAGAAGGAAAAAAAACGCGUCGUGUUGCACUUAAUUGUGAUUUUUUUUAAACUAAGAAAAAUAGUGUCAAAACUUAUUGAAAAUUAUAAAAAAUUCAAAGAAUUAUUAAUAUACCCAUCAAAGUUUCAAACGUUAACAAAAUUAUCCCUUAAAUCUAUUUAAUUAAUUGGAAAAAUUGUAAUUAAAAAUCACAACGAAAGUGGGACAAACAACUACACACAAUGUAGACGAUGUUAAAAAAUGAAGGAAAACAUGAAAUAAGAAAAAAAAACGGGUAGUAGUAGAAGAAAAGAAAAAAAGAAGUCAUAAAUUUUGCUUUCAAAGAAACGUGUGUUUGUGAAAAUUAAAAAAAAAACUAAACUAACAUAAAAACAAAAAUUCUAAAUUGUUGGUUUUACAAAAAUAAACGAAAUUGUUUUUAAAUAACAUUAAACAAUAAUAAAAUUGUAACAAGCUGAAAUAUUAAAAGCAAAUCUCCCCUUAUUUAGCCGCGUUUGCUUGUUUGUGCGCUCUCGUGUAUUUUAUUUUUUUUAUAACAUACGGUCGUUGUGUUUCGUCGUUUUCAACAUCGUCAAUUUUGCUUUGGCUUUUCUAUGCCUACAAAAAAGUUUUAUGCAAAGAAUAGUGUAUAUUUUUUUUAAGUUAAAUUAAAUAAAAAAAGUAUAUUUUUCUAUAAAUUUUAUUAAAUUAUAAUAACAAUUAGCUGUGAAACAAUAAGUGUGGGAAUUUCUAUUAUGGUUGGACAGAAAAAAAUGGUCUUAUAAUGGCUGAUACUUUUUCUACAUGUUUGCUGCUCUAGUGAAUAUUUUCCAACUACUAUUACAACUUUGAAGCAGACCAGUAGUCGAAAUAGCCAACACAACGAACAAUUCAACAAACAUGAUAAGUUUACGAGAAUAAAACUAAGGUUCUUUGGUUUGGAGAAUUUGGCCCACCCAGAAACCACAAACAAUAAUUUACCAAAUAAAAAUCUGAAAAAAAGGUUUUGCAAACAAACCAACACAACAACAACAAAAAUAUUAAAAAUAUUUAAAUAAAUCCAAAAUAAAAACUACAUCAUUAUAAGCAAUGAAUGUUACAAAUCGACGAAAAUCAACGGAUGCAGAUACACCAACAACACAAUCUACACAACAACAACAACAGCAGCAGCAACUUCAUCAUCAGCAGCUAUUAUCCUUUGUCAGUUGUCGUCAAGCGGCCACUGCAACAACAACAACUCGCAACAGACAAGAACAGCUUCAGCCCUAUCAGCAAAGAGUACAUGUGCUAGAGGAGGAUAACGACGAUCAAGAACAGGUGGUUACUUCAACAUCUAGUGAUUGUUUGUUACCCUUAGCGGCCGAGGGUGAAGGCGAAGAGGUAAACUUAGAAUUAGAGGCUUUGGUAACAUCACCGGCUCGCAUAACUAGCAGCACAAAUAAUUAUGAAAUAUUAACAUAUAAUUCCGAUUCAUUGUCGCUCGAAGAGAUGGUCAUGCCUUCAACAUCAGAUAAUUCCAGUUUGCACAGGGAAGGCGGUACAACAUCAGCAGCAGCAUCAUCUUUAAACCCUUUAACACAUCAUCUUAGUAUUAAUACCAGAAUUUUAAAGUCAAACAACGAUAUGGUAGCUAGAGAUACUACCCCAACCACAGUGGCUGAGCCGGGAGAGGGUGGUGGAGGUGGGGCUAUAGGGGUAGAUAGAGGUGGUGGUGGUGGCGCUUCUACCAGUAGUAAUACCACUGAUAAAAUUAUAUUAAAACUGCCUAAAACUUCAACGACGUCCACGACAGAAUCUCAACUUCCGAAAUCCCUUAUAGAGGAUGAUUUGCGUAAAGUGGAACCUUUGAAAAUUAAUCUGCACAAUACCCAUCAUACCUCCCACCACACGCCCAAGAUCACUAUUAAACCUAUAGUCAAGGAAACGUCCGCCGACAUACUCAUGUCGUCGGAAGAAUGUUCCUCUUCAGCGGAAGAUGAAAUGGUCAGCAAAUUGAAUGCCUCCGAACCACACAUUGUUCCGAAGCUAACAAUACGCGCUAAAAAUGAAGAACACUCAACCAUAGUACCAAAAUUAACCAUUAAAAUUAAUGAUUCCAAUAAUACCAGCUCCGAGGGACAUAGUACACAAGCGGCCGCUAAUACCCCACCUUUACCAAAGUUAACAAUUAAAACUGGACAAGAUGGUCACACUGAAUCAAUUAUAACAAAUAUUUCACCUGCUUCCUCAACCACCUCCUCUUCAUCAUCGUCCUUGGCUUCAUGCUCUUCAUCGUCGACAUCUACUAACUCCCAUGUGGCUACAAAUUCCAGUUCGUCCAACACCAUACCCAAGUUGACCAUUAAACCUUUGCAAAAAUCUCACGAGGCGGCAGAUAACAAUCAUCCCACUAUACCCAAGUUAUGCAUUAAAGGCAAUAUGAUUUGUGGUGAAGUUAAUGCUACCACAGACGAUGCUACCACCUCAAAAAUACCCAAGCUAACCAUUAAAACGGGUCAGGAACAUGCUGUCAUAAUAACACAACAUAAUGAUCAUACCAAUGCCGUGGGUGGCAUACCGAAAUUAACUAUUAAAACCAAGUCGCUGGAUUCAGUGGAAGAUUCCAAUAACUCUAAUGCGGAGUGUUCAACUAAUGAAAAAAUACCCAAAAUUACUAUUAAAACCAAUAGCCUAGACUCGCCCAAUAUUGUGGCAUCAAAAAGAAAAUCACAAUUGGAAACCAACAACAGUCCCCUAUCACCCAAACAAGCAGUGCCUAAAUUGACCAUAACGCGUCAACAAAAUGAUAUGGUUGUUACCAACAAACAUACAAUAAACACCGAGGAUGAGUGUACAACCGGGUCUAUACCGAAAAUGACAAUCAAAACUCAAAGUAAAAUUGAAAGUGUGCCUAAAUUAACCAUAAAAAAUAUAAGCAGUCAACAGCAAAGGCCACCCUCAACCGAGGAAAGUGGCCUAGAAAGUGAGGCAGAAGAUGAGGGAAGAGUUAAAGCUCAAACCUGUAAGACAGUGCCGAAAUUAACCAUUAAGAACCUGGGUUCACCACAACAAAAACUGACUGUUGUACAGGAAACACCGACAGUGGUGGAGAAUAAAACUAAUGCUGCUGCUGCGAGUGCACCGCCCGUAGUGACAGAGAUAAUUAAUGCCAAUAUAUUAGUUUCUUCGCCCGCAGACACGGAUGAGUUUGCCGAUUUAUUAACGGUAGAUAAUGCUGGAGAAUCUAGUAACUCUCAAGGUUUUUGUGGUUUCAAUGACAAUACCGCCGAUUCUGCUGCAAAAGUUGUACUUAUAACAGCCGAUAAUAAUAUGGCGGUGCAGGAAACUGAUCCCGAAAUACGUCGCAAUUCAGAUGAUAUGGAUAUCGAUGAAGACCUGCAGACUGAUCAUGAACCACAAAUCUUUCAAAAUGAUAUACAUUUCAAAGAUCAUACCCAAGACGUACCAGAGAUAUUAAAUGGCAAAAUGCAUCAUCCAAAGCUAACACAAAUUAUUGAUACAGUAGACUUGACCUCUUCACCAUCGCGCAGUUGUUCCCCAGCCCAAUUUGAUUAUAAUGAUGAUAGUAAUUCUGUAGCAGCGCCAGUCAAUAACAUGGCAAUACCUAGCACCAAUAUACUCUUGGAGAGAUUGCAAAGAGAGACUACUGUCAUACAAAAUACUCAACAAUUAAAACAGCAAUUGCAGCAGCAAACGGAAUGCAACGUCGCUAUUCCUCCUCCCUUGCAGCCAAAACCUAAUGCCAUACAAACAUCAGCGCCUGCUUCUUUGAAAUAUCCCCAAUUGGCUGAACGUUUAAUGGCGAAUGGUACUAGUCCCAAUAAUGGCAGCAACACCAACAAUAAUAACAUUUCACACAGUCUGCCUAUUCAAACGCCCCUCAAUUCCAAAGAGGAGAAUAUUAUAGAUUCCAUAGAGAUACUAGAUACACCUGAAGGUAGUCCGCGUAAUUCUCUAGAUGAGUGUCCACAAAGUUUGCAACUUAUCACAAACAACGCUCCUAGCAAUCUGCCUAAUGGUCUUCACUAUCCCAAGGAUAGCGAUAUAUUAGCCCUUAAUAAUAACAAUUCCAAUUUAAAGCGUCAUUUGGCCGGCCAAACGAAUCAAGCAAAUCAUUUAGCGGAGAAUAACAUGGGUGAUUUAGCAAUACCGCCUUCCAACAAACAGAGAAGGCUAAAUAAUGAUGCUCUUAAUACCAAAAACUCCCAACUGAUUGUAAAUAAUAAUAAUGAUUUAAUAAAUCAAAAAGUAUUAACAAAUUCUCUAGAGGAAUUGAAUAAGACCACAACUACAGCUGCUGCUGCUGCUGCAGUGACUCAACCAAAUGAUUUUAAUUGUUUGAAACAAACCACCACGACGACACUAACAAGUCAUCAGAGGGCGCGUAAACAAAAACAUGAACAUCUUCUACCCAUAGCCAUGGAAGAAGUGAUUGAUGCGGCUCAAAACAAUUCGAAUGAUAGUUUUGAAUUGUCGGCGGAAACUAAUAGCAAUGAACAAGCUAAUGAGAAUGCUACUCCCUUCCAAAAGAGACGAGGUAGGCCAAAGAAAUCUAACCUCAAUGUUAACAACCUUAAUAAUGAGCAUAACAACGCCUUAACGCCACAAAUAACCACUCCUGCCCCUAGAGAAGAAACUCCACAAACAGAUUCCAAAUCUAGACGGGUGCAAUUGUUGCGUAAACGUUUAGCCAUUGAUAUGGUGGAUGCUGAUGAACCUUUACGUGUUCUCGAUGAACUAGAAUCAUCGGUCAAUAUGAUGUCGGCGGCAGGUGAUGAAGAUAAAAGUGAAAACCAUGAAAUGGAAACACAAAAAAGGCUUAGAACCCCACUACGCGCUUCGAGACGUAGUAAUACACCCACGGUGUUACAAAUGGAAACUAAGACAAAACAGCGAGCCCCUUCUUCACUAGCCAUGGAUAAUAAUAAUAAAAAGUCCAGCAACUCACUACUUAAGCAGAACAAUGAAAAUGUUCUUAAUAAUUUUCUAGAAUCUAAUUCCUCCAUUUCCUCUUCGGCCUGUUCGAAUAGCUCGACAACCUUAACAUCAACGGUAGCAUCGAUAACUGCCACACACUCCCUCUCCAUGGCCACACAAAUUGAUUUGACCAUGUCCUCUUCUUCGAGCAAUAGUAACGGCAGUACUACCAAUACCAUAACUACCGUAGAGGCUAAUGUCAUGAGCAAUGCUAUGCCGGCACUAGUGGUAGGCAGUUCAGCUAAUGCGGUCUGUAGUGGUGGUGGUGGUGGCAGUGGUGUUGUAGUUGGUAGUGGCGGCGGUGGUGGCAGCAGUAAUAAUUCUAUGUUACCACCCACUACCAUACUGUCCUCAUCAGAUCCCCUACCCGAUGUUGUAUUUAAACCUAAUGAUUUCUCCUCCAUAUUGGCGACACAACAAUUGCGCGCCCCCAUGUUCAGUACAGCGGCGGAGAGUGUGCAAAAUGAGUCGCAAGAUGAGGAUAUGGCCGAUGAUGUUAGUGGUCCAGAUAAUUCGGGAGAUGACUCAGCAAGUUCUUCCUCAAUGUCAACAACACCUGGAAGAGGUCGUGGACGGGGUAGAGCUUCACGGGGUGGUCGAGGCCGGGGUUAUAAGGCGCAUCGUUUGGGACGUAAUGCUAGUGCUGUCUCGAAAGCUAUAGCCAUGAAUCGGCCACGCUGUGUGGGCGCCCUUAAGCAUACACCAGAUCCAGACCGUAUUAAAGGCCUUUAUAGUCCCUCGCCCUCGGUAUUUGAAGAAGACACCCGUAUGAGUGCGGAUUUAACACAAAACACUACUCAACCAGAACCUCCCCAAACUCCUACAAGACAACAACCCGAUUUCUUAAAUAAUGAAGAAUCCCAGUCAUCGAUUAUAAGCAACACAAGUAUUUUGGAUCCCAACAAUGUGGCAGCGCUACAAAAUGGUUCGGCAGUUAAAAAACCCAUGAAACGCAAGAAAAUGGAAGUUUGUGUAGCAGAAGAUGCCGAGUUAACGGUGGCCUCUAUAGCCGAGUAUGAUUGGCCACCACCUAAGGGCUGUUGUCCCUCGAAAAAUCGCGAUACUUUUAUGAUACAAGAACAGGUGGCCUUGUAUUUGGGUAUUAAAAGUUUUAAACGUAAAUAUCCCGACUUACCACGACGACAAAUCGAUAUGGAAGAACGUAAUUAUUUGCAAGAAAAAUCUUUGGUUUCUGAGAAAAUGUGUGAUCUAGGCAUAACCGCCGUUUGGGCCUCCGAUAUAUUGGAUAUUAUGUACACCGAUUUCUAUGAUAAAUAUGAAGAGUAUAAGGAUUUUGUAAGACAAAAACAUUUACGUGAAAUAGAGGCUAAACAGAAAUCGCUGGGUUUGAAUGUGGCGGGACGUGGCUUGCAGGCCCGGGAAAGAGCCAUGUUAUCGGCCAGCAAAUGGAAUGCCUAUUUCAAUAGAACCCGCAAAGAAGAACGUUUAACCUGUUUGGAUUUGCAAACCUUUACUGUUAACAAGCCUAGUCCGGCUGCAGCUCCUAUAGCUGCUAUACCCAACCGUCCGAUAGCCGAUGCUGUGGCGCGAGCCGCCAAAGCAGAGAAAAUACCCCAACCACCCACGUUAAUGAAAGAACGUGUUUGGGAACCUUUGAGACCUAGAGAAGCUUAUUAUCCCUUGUCUUUAGUGCCGGGUCAAUUCUGUGAAAAAUACUAUGACUAUUCACCACAGGAAUUAAGACAAUUUCCUCUUAAUACUGUGCUAGAGCCAGCCAGUCAUAUAUUACCACAAAAAGAAGAAACCACAGAUACCGAUUCAGCUGCAGAAACUAUUGAUUUUAUUGAAGGCGAUAAGACUUUAUCGAAUAUCAGUGCUUCAGAACGUCUUAGCAAACAAAGACAUAUACGUAGAAUACGUGCCAAACAUACACGUAAACUAAAUAAUGCUGAAUUUAAAGUACCACUUCUGCCAGGAGCAGUUUCAAAUAGUUCCACAGAAUCAUGUUCAUCCUCAUCUUCGGAUGAUUCUUCAAGUGAAUCGGAUUCUGAGACCUCCUCUUGUACGUCUUCAUCGUCAGAUGAUUCGAGUGAAGAUGAAAAUUCACCUGCCACCUGUGGUGUUUGUCAACAUCCACAAAAUCGUAAUCUCAAAGAUAUACCCGAAUUAUUUGUACAAUGUUAUACCUGCAGACGUAAAGUACAUCCCAGUUGCAUUGAAAUGCCCCACCGUAUGGCUAAUAGAGUACGCAACUAUAAUUGGCAGUGUGCCGAUUGUAAAUGUUGUAUUAAAUGUAAACGAAAACAUGAUCAAAAUAAAAUGCUUUUCUGUGAGCAGUGUGAUCGUGGUUUUCACAUUUAUUGUCUAACCAUUAAGGCAGUGCCUGAUGGCCGUUGGAGUUGUGAACGUUGUAGUAUUUGUAUGCGUUGCGGUGCCACCAAACCCGAAGGUUUACCGAUCAUCCAACCAAAUGGUGAAAAACUUAAAGUAAAGCAUAGAAAACUUAAAUGGAUCAAUGAAUAUCGCAUUGAUCAUGUUACGAAACUAAGAGAACAUUGUUCUAUGUUGUGUGUGCCCUGUGGGCGAGCUAAACAUGUUAAACGUGUACACAUAAAUACGCAUAAUAAUACAACAAAUACAUAUAUAACAUCACCGGGAUCGAGUAGCAGUGCUUUAAGUCCUAGCAGUCAGCCAGCGCAAUCACCAACAACAACAUCAUCAUCAACAGCAGCAGCAACUGCAACUACUACAGCAACAACAACAACACUACCACAAAUAUCACCAAAUGAUAAUGGUGGCAGCAGCAGUAGCACCACUACAACUACAGAAAAUUCGAAUGUUGUUACAACACAAAUGUCGAAUACUAAUACCAUCUUAACAAAUACCACCUCCAUAACCUCCUCCUCCUCGUCCUCGAACUCUAACCCAGCAGCAACUGCUAAAACGUUAGAAAGUAAAGAUUCCAUAAGUUUAACAAAUUCCACAACACCUCAAAAUAAUACUAAUGCCGGCAGCAGCAGUAGCACCAACACUACCACCAACUCACUACCUUCAAGUACUACUUCAUCAUCAUCUACCACAGCAACAGGGACUGCUACAACAACGACUACAACAACAGCUAGUGGUGGUGCUCCACCAGUGGUUGCCUGAGUAGGGGUUAUACGUUAUUGUCCGAAACAACAACCACCGCCUCCCUCUGCAGAUCUAACGAAUUUAUAGCAGUUGUAAAAUAGCAAUAAAAAACACACAUUAACAACAAAAUCCGUUAAAAAAGAGUAAAGAAAAAAGAGCAUUAAACUUAAAUAGGAAAUGGUAAGAUUUCAUAUCAAAUUGAUUUUUCUAUUUAGUAGUAGUUUUAAUUUCCUCCCCCCCCCUCCAUUUGUUAUAUUUUUUAUAUUUUCUCUUUAAUACAAAUUGUCCGUUUUAUAUCCCCUUCCCCUCUCCCUGUAAUAUUUAAGUUUAAUCUUUUUUGCAUUUAUAAUUUAUGUAAGAACAAAAGAAGGAUAAUAAUAUAACAUCAUCAUCAUCAUCAUCAAACAGUUCUUUUUUGUUGGAGAAAUUCUCUAUUGUAGAAAAAGUAUUUUCUUAUAUUAUUUUUAUUUUAUCAUUGUAAUUAAAAUAUUUUUUCUUUUUUUUUAAGUAGCAACAAAAUUAAGUUUAAAAUAAUAAUAAAAAAAAAUACAAAAAACGUAGCUUCUUACUACCCAAAACAACAUUUGUUAAUUACUUUUAAUUCUAUUGUGGGAAAAUUGUUUUUUUUAGGGAAAUGUGUUUUAAAAGGUAAUGAGAGUAAGAAAUUUGUAUUCUAUAACCUUCAAAUGGUUUUACACUCAGUUUAUUUAAAACUUUUAGUGCCUUUUCAUGAAUUCUUCAUAACUUCAUCUACCGCUUUUAGUGUAAAACUCUCAUUUCACUUAACACUUCUAUUCUGCUUUGUAAUCUCAAACUCCGGUAGGUUUUCAUAUCACAAUAGGGUUUCUGUCAAAAUUUGUUAAAAAGA